UAGAGUACUGGAGGGUCUGUGCGCCAGUCGGGUCUGUGCGCUAAGCCCCGCGUUAAAUCUCAUAACACACAAACAGUGUUUAAAUGGCGGGCCGUAGUUCAAAUUUUCCCGCCAGUACCGUUCCAGUGUUGUGUUUGCGCCAGGGAGAGAGAGGCAGUGCGUCUUCCGCUAUACUGAGCCCUUGCUGAAAUGGCAUCAACACAGCGGUACAAACAAGAACAAGUGGAGAAAGCUGUGGAGCUGGUAAGAUCUAAACAGAUGUCCCUGAAUGCCGCCUCCAAAACUUUUGGUAUCCCUUACGCCACCCUUGGGGAUAAGGUCAGGGGAAGAAGACCUAUGCAGCCUGCUCCCAAAACAGUUCUGUCAAUGGAAGAGGAGAAGAAGCUAGUAGAUUGGCUGAUUGAAGUGUCUCAACGAGGUUUUGGACGGACCAAAGACGACCUCAAAGACAUGGUGAAAACCAUUCUCGAUGAUAGGGAAGAGAGGACUGUCUUCAAAAACAACCGCCCUGGAAAGGAUUGGAUGCGAGCCUUUUUCAAGAGGCAUCCAGAGAUACGGGAAAGAAUUGGACAACCACUUGGCCGUGAGAGAGCAAUUGUGACAAAGGAUGCUCUAGGUGAAUGGUUUCAGCAAAUGAAACAUUACCUGGACACCAUCGAUCCCACUUUGUUGACCUCUCCUGACCGGAUCUUUAAUGCUGAUGAAAGUGGUUUUAAUAUAUGUCCAAAGACAAAGAGAAUCAUCAGCAUGACAGGAGCAAAACACGUCUACUCUGUCACAAGUGGCACACGGCAGCAAGUGACAAUGUUGGCCUGCUCUUCUGCCAUGGGGCAGUACCUUCCACCGCUGCUGAUCUUUCCCUACACCAGAGAUCCUCGCUUCAAUGCGUUGGAAGGUUUUGAAGAGGCUUUUUUUCAAAAAAACUCCAAAUGGUUGGAUCACUGAAGUGGUCUUUCUUAGCUUUCUGAGGGACAUCUUCAUUCCCAAAUUGGGAGAAAAGCGACCAGUGGUGCUGUUUGUGGACGGCCAUUCCAGCCAUCAUUCCCUGGCAAUCAGCACGCUGUGUAACGAGAAUGGUGUCAUCCUUUACUGCCUGAAGGCGCAUGCCAGUCACCUUAUCCAGCCACUGGAUCAAGCUUUCUUUGGGGCAAUCAAACUAGCAUGGAGUGAAGCCGUCAGAAAGUUUCAGUACCAAACUGGAGAGAGUGUCACCAUGUGCACGUUUGCCCGCACACUAAAGAAAGCUUGGGACACUACAGCACGACCAGAGCUUGCUUACAAGGGAUUUGUUAAGUCUGGGAUCUAUCCUUUUAACCCUGAGGUUGUACUCAACUCAGACAAGCUGAAGCCAAGCUGCAGUUUCUCCAGCGCUGCUCCAGUCACUCUCCCUACCUCAGCAUCUUUUGGCAUCACUGCUCUUCCCGCAUGUACCCCAACAAUCUCAACCUCUGUUCCUUCUGCUUCACCAGCAGCCAAAUCCAAGUUCCCUGGGCCAGAACAAAGAACUCCCACUCUCUCAGCAUUCUCCAACAUUUUUGAGCUGAUGAAGCUGAGCCUGUCAUUAGGGGAAGGAACAACUCUAAAAUUCAUGAAGCGGUACGAGGAGCGAUACGACAUGGAUGACCCACCCUAUGAAGACUGGAAGGUGUUGUUGGAGAAAACCUUACAGCCUGCCUCACAGUCCCUGCCUUCCACAUCCCAGCCUGCCUCACAACCCCUGCCUUCCACAUACCAGGCUGCCUCACAAACCCUGCCUUCCACAUCCCAGCCUGCCUCACAACCCCUGCUUUACACAUCCCAGGCUGCCUCACAACCCCUGCCUUCCACAUCCCAGCCUGCCUCACAACCCCUGCCUUCCACAUCCCAGCCUGCCUCACAACCCCUGCCUUACACAUCCCAGCCUGCCUCACAACCCUUGCCUUCCACAUCCCAGCCUGCUCCACAACCCCUGCCUUACACAUCCCAGCCUGCUCCAAACCUCUGCCUUCUACAAAGAAAAAUUCCAAAACGAUUGAUGAUUACCUCACGCUGCCCUCAUUCCCGAAGAAAAAAGGAUUAAAAAAGACCAUCGCAGUAUUGCCAUGCUCAAUAAGCGGUGUUGAGUACCGGCAAAUGAUUGAAGAGAAACAGAGAAAGAAACGAGAGGAGGAGAGGGAGAAAAUGGAAAGAAAAAGAAA
Scylla paramamosain (green mud crab) is the source of this 2177-nucleotide messenger RNA. RefSeq lists its product as uncharacterized. The record is from RefSeq and is a predicted model, not a curated record. Gene Ontology annotation, cellular component: nucleus. NCBI's taxonomy places the organism in Eukaryota, Metazoa, Arthropoda, Malacostraca, Decapoda, Portunidae. Bases 884 to 2059 code for a protein of 391 amino acids. The transcript is spliced from 2 exons. Gene Ontology annotation, molecular function: DNA binding.